Didymella exigua CBS 183.55 is the source of this 681-nucleotide messenger RNA. RefSeq lists its product as uncharacterized. The transcript has 4 exons. Bases 1 to 681 code for a protein of 226 amino acids. Lineage: Eukaryota; Fungi; Ascomycota; Dothideomycetes; Pleosporales; Didymellaceae. The record is from RefSeq and is a predicted model, not a curated record.
AUGGCAUCUCAAGAAUUGAAUAAACAAGACGCAUCGGGAGCUCGAACCCCCCCAACUUCCAAUGAGCUUCAGGAAGCAUUCGGCAUCGAGGUGUAUGAUCGUGAUGGGGAGAGGCGACCGCUCGGUGACAUCAUACGGGGCAAGAGAUCUAUUCUGAUCUUCACGAGACACUUCUGGUGCUUGAACUGCCAAGUGUAUGUACGUAUCAUCAGCGAAAAAAUACCGCCGUCCAUUUUGCCUGCAGACACUCAGAUUUUCAUCAUCAGUAAUGGCUCGUACCAGCCUAUCGACACGUACGCGAGCACUACCUCGUCCGUAUAUCCCAUCUAUACGGAUCCUACGUGCCAACUUCACCAAAUUUUGAAGUUCAAGUCCACACUUAAAGAGCAAGGACCUGGCGAAGAGACAAAGGACUAUAUGCAGGGCGCGGGCACGGCCAUGGGUAGAAUCUUUGGCGGCAUCAAGGUUGCACUUGGUGAUAUCAAGAACACGCCGUAUAUUGGACCCAAGGCGCAAAAUGGCGGUGAAGUGAUCAUCGCAGCUGAUGGUACCUGCGAGUACAUGUAUCGCAUGCAGAAUACUGUUGAUCACACAAGCGUUGCGGAGCUGAUGAGGAUCAUCGGAGCAACCCCCGCUGCAGAUGCUGGGACCCAUAGCAGUGUUCGAACGGAUCUAUCGUAG